Aplosporella prunicola CBS 121167 is the source of this 540-nucleotide messenger RNA. RefSeq lists its product as uncharacterized. Gene Ontology annotation, biological process: protein transport. Lineage: Eukaryota; Fungi; Ascomycota; Dothideomycetes; Botryosphaeriales; Aplosporellaceae. The record is from RefSeq and is a predicted model, not a curated record. The coding region runs from base 1 to 540 and encodes 179 amino acids. The transcript has 2 exons.
AUGGCCGCCGACCAGCACCUCCCCAACGCACGCGCCGCCAAUGCGCACCAGCCGCCUUCCCCGGACAUCAUGACGCUGCUCUCCACUUGGGGCGAUAACCUCUCCACGCAAACGUCCAAAGCCUUCAACAAUCUCGGUCCCAAAGACUACAUCCGCCUCGUUGUCAUCAUCGGCGGCUACCUCCUGCUGCGCCAGUGGCUGGUCAAGCUGGGCGCGCACCGCCAACUGAAGCAGCUCGAGCACCAGGAUGCCGAGGCCAAGCGGCAGGCGCGGGCGGAAGAACUCGCGGACGCCAACGACCUGCGUGUGGGAGCGAAGAAGAGCCGCAAGCCCAAGAUCGCGCUGCCCGGCGUCGACAGCGACGACGAUGAUAGCAGUGAGGAAGAGAGCGCGGUCCGCCCCGGCGAGUGGGGGCGCGCCGCGCGCCUGCGGCAGAGGAAGUUCGUGCGGGACGCGCUGGAGAAGCAUGAGCAGAAGUUGCAGGCCGAGGCCGAGGCCGAGAGCGACAAGGAUAUCGAGGAGUUCUUGAUCAAGGAGUGA